Echinops telfairi (small Madagascar hedgehog) is the source of this 1758-nucleotide messenger RNA. It is a transcript of the gene PLIN1, whose product is annotated as perilipin 1. The transcript has 9 exons. Gene Ontology annotation, cellular component: lipid droplet. Gene Ontology annotation, biological process: lipid metabolic process. The record is from RefSeq and is a predicted model, not a curated record. The coding region runs from base 96 to 1664 and encodes 522 amino acids. Lineage: Eukaryota; Metazoa; Chordata; Mammalia; Afrosoricida; Tenrecidae.
CGGGCGCGCCUUUGGCCCGGGCCCGAUGGACGUCUUCACUCACUUCAGCCAGCAGACCCAAGGCCGGGAGCGGCUCUUCAGCUUGAAGAGCUAGAAUGGCAGUCAACAAGUGUGCAUCCAUGCUGGACGAAGACCUCCCUGAGCAGGAGAACGUUCUGCAGAGGGUCCUGCAGCUGCCAGUGGUGAGCGGCACUUGCGAGUGUUUCCAGAAGACCUAUACCAGCACCAAGGAAGCCCACCCCCUGGUGGCCUCUGUGUGCAAUGCCUACGAGAAGGGCGUGCAGGGUGCCAGCAACUUGGCUGCUUGGAGCAUGGAACCAGUGGUCCGCAGGCUGUCCACCCAGUUCACAGCUGCCAAUGAGCUGGCCUGCCGGGGCCUGGACCACUUGGAGGAAAAGAUCCCGGCCCUCCAGUACCCCCCCGAAAAGAUUGCCUCUGAGCUGAAGGACACCAUCUCCAGCCGCCUUCGCACAGCCAGGAAUAGCAUCAGUGUGCCCAUCACAAACACUUCAGACAAGGUCUUGGGGGCCGCUCUGGCCAGCUGCGAGCUCGCCUGGGAAGUGGCCAAAGACACGGCCGAAUUUGCUGCCAACACCCGAGCUGGCCGGCUGGCCUCUGGAGGGGCUGACCUGGCCCUGGGCAGCGUGGAAAAGAUGGUAGAGUUUCUCCUCCCUCCAACCAAGGAUGAGUCAGUCCCUGGUCCUGGGUGCCCGAGGGCCCAGAAGAAGUCUGCCAAGGGCAAGCCAAGCCUGAUGAAGAGGGUUGGUGCCCUGGCCAACACCCUCUCCCAGCAAACCUUUCAGACCACAGCCUGGGCACUGAAGCAGGGUCAUGCUGCAGCCAUGUGGGUCCCAGGUGUGGCGACUCUGAGCAGCCUGGCCCAGUGGAGCACCUCAGCGGCCAUGCAGGUGGUGUCCCGGCGGCAGAGUGAGGUGCGGGUGCCCUGGCUGCACAACCUCACCGCCACCCAGGAGGAGGAUCACAAUGACCAGACAGACACCGAGGGGGAGGAGACAGAGGAGGAGGAGAAGGAUGACAAUGCAGAAGAGGAAGAGAAGCUGAAUGAGGUGACAGCCCUGCCUGGCUCUGAAGGCCUCUUGGGCAGGGUGACACACACGGUGUGGGCAGCCUUCCACAGCAGCUUCUCGGCCGUGACAUGGGCGCCUGCCGCUGUGAUGGGCAUGGUGGGGCGGCUGCUGCACCGUACACCUGCCUCCCAGACUGUCUCUUCGACCAAGAAGAGGGCCAUGUCCCUGUCCGAUGCCCUGAAGGGAGUUACAGACAACGUGGUGGACACCGUGGUGCACUACGUGCCGCUCCCUAGGUUAUCACUGAUGGAGCCAGAGAGCGAAUUCCGGGACAUUGACAACCCACCCAGCGAAGCCGAGCGCCGGGGGUCUGGGGUCCCUGCCACCAGCCCGGAGUCCUCCCCGCUCCUGGCUCAUCAGUCCCGUGGCACUCUGCGCAGCGCGCAGGGCUUGAGCGCGCCCGCCUGCCCGGGUGUGGAAGACAAGCUGGGGACACCCGUCGGGUCACGCUCGGGCUUCCCGGUGGUGCCUCGCGAGAAGCCCAAGCGCAGGGUCAGCGACAGCUUCUUCCGACCCAGCGUCAUGGAGCCCAUCCUGGGCCGCGCGCAGUACAACCAGUUGCGCAAGAAGAGCUGAGGCGGACGCUAACCCUGCGCCUCCACUCAGUGCGCUAGGGACAUUUUCUUUGUCAAAUAAAUAGAGUCUGUGCGUCCAAGUCACUUGUUCCCUA